Messenger RNA from Ciona intestinalis (vase tunicate), 2167 nucleotides. NCBI's taxonomy places the organism in Eukaryota, Metazoa, Chordata, Ascidiacea, Phlebobranchia, Cionidae. The record is from RefSeq and is a predicted model, not a curated record.
CAUUCCAUCUAAAUAAACAAAUAAACUGAACUCUGGUGUUUAUUUUUGAACCUGUUUUCCACAGGAACUUGCAAUUUAAAGCUUUUAGGUGCAUCAAACUUUAUCUGUAUACUUAUUUGUAACGGUACAUUCGACUGCAGUAAAAAAGAAAUGUCAGGUUUAGGUUUAAAUGACCACCACCACCAACAAGCUGUCAAUUUCAUUCGGUUUUGUCGUUAUAAACGUAAUCAACGUUUAAAAGCGGUGGAUCACUGUUUUCAAGAUUUAAAAGACAGCAGGUUAUACGAAGACACCUACACCACAGAUGAAGUGACAGAAAUGCUUGAUGGCUUACUUAGUGUUGUAAGAGGGGAAAUGGAAGCCGAGUUAUUAAAUGCAAGCCACACAAGUGUCCUGCAGCUGCGACAAAUUCUUUCACAAGCUGAAAAAUGGCAUCUUAAGCUGUGUUCGGAUAUUUCUGAACUUGAAAACAGAGAAUUGCUUGAACAGAUUGCUGACUUUGAAGAACAGGAAUUAAGUUUAUCUGGAAGCUCAGACUUCAAACCUUUACCUAAACUGGAACCUUUGAAUGAAAGUGGUGGUGUUGCUCUAUUGCAAAUGGAAAUCGAGCGCUUGAAGGAAGAAAAUGAAAGAUUGAAUGAAAGAAGCAGGUCAUUUGAAAAGCAUGCAACUAAGUGCGUGGAAGAUAACAAGGCAAUGCAGAAACAAAUUAAAGAACUUGGAGCAAAACCUGUUGCUGCUGUGGAUAAUUCCAGUGUUUCUGAGCUUGAGACAAAACUUAAAGCAAUGACGGCUGACUUCAGUGAGAGCAUGGAUUCAAAAUCGGCGCUUAACGAGGCUCUUGCUGCUGAUCUUACAUCAACUAAACACGAUCUACUUAAAGUGCAGGAACAACUUGAGAUGGCUGAGAAAGAUCUGGAAAAGAAAUUCCGUGAAACCGGUGCAUUUCGUAAUUUACGGGAUAUGCUUGCCAAGAAAAAUGAACAGUUAAAAGAACUGAGGAAGAAGCUUGGAAAGUAUGAACAAACCGACUAAUACAUCAUUACAACAUAGAUUCUUAGUUAAAGAAGUCAUUCAUACCAGUAUGCACUUUAAAGAAGUUUGGCAUACUUUUGAAAUUUUGUAAACUGGGUAGGGUUUUAAGCAUAUUUUCUGUUUCGUGAAUGCAAUUGACUACGGAAAGCCAUUCCUUUAUUUUCUGUAUGCCAAUUUUUUUACCUGAAACAUGGUAUACACUUUUUCACUAUGGUGCUACUUUACGGUCUUCAUUCGUGAGCGUCUAUUAGCAGUACAUGCAACAAUUUUAAUGUUUUAAGGUAAUUGUACUCAAAAUGAUGAAUUUUAUUUUAAAUCUUCAGACACCUAAAAAGUAACUGGAUUGUUAAAAAAUGAGCUUAUUUUUUACCGUGUCAGAAAUAGCUACAAAAUUAAACACUAUAUCAGCAGGUAUUUACUGUUAAUUGCAAAUUUCCCCGUUCGUUUAACCAUUUUACCUGUGCAAGGAUAUUUCUUCAUGUUACAAACUGAAUCAUUGAUUCUCGUAUGUUAACCGUCGGUACAAAUACUUUUAUAAUUCGCGCAUAUCUAAAUAACGACGUUCGUUUAUAUGUAGUUAUGUAACACACCGCCCAUUUUGCACAACAUAUAGUACCGUGGGGUAAAAUGAGACACCUUUUGCGCAUAAUAUUCUAACAUCCUGAUCGUGUUUUAAACAAUUAACAACGGUCUAUGGGAGUCGCGAUACAUUUUUAAUUCUUUAAAUGUUUUUUGUUUAUUACCGAAAUGGGACAAAAAAUAGAAAUAAAGGUGUCCCAUAUUCCCCCACCCUACUACAUUUUAACCUAUAUUGUGAAACUAUAUGAUUUGAACGCACCAGGACGCCUUUGGCUGAAACAGUUAUAGGUAUAUGGAGCACACUGGGAACUAAAAUCCAGAAGGUAUUAUAUUCAUAGCAAAACAAAAACAUAGUGAAUUUUACUGUGGUGCAUGAGACGAAAUUCUUUUAGUUGUUCAAUAUACUCAACAAAAAUCUUCAUGCUUUUUAAGUGUUGCGUAAGGCGUCCCCAAAUUCUUCUGUGUAUAAUGUAACGUUUCUUGCUUCGUAUAUUUGUUCUAUUCUGUUUUGUAGCUGCAAUUAUAUACCAAAUAUAUAUAUACACCAAGCAUA